AUGUCUGAUGAUGAUACCACCGAUGGGCCUCAUGUAUUGUCAGAGUCGGAAGCACAAGAUGUCCAACAUUUGCAGGAGAUAGCCGGAGGAAUAGGAUACGUUGAUGCUUUAAAGCUUUUGGAAGAAAGUUCUUGGAAUUUAGAGCGUGCUGUUCAUAAAUUAAUGGGAUUUGAAGACUCGAGUGCUAGACAUCGGAGCAGCAACUCGCGAGUGCCUUCUGUCCCUCACGUCGAAUUAGUUCCACCAAAUCAACGAGUAUUAAGAGCAAGAGAUAGUGCUCAUAGUUGGCUAUGGUCUACUGCUCUGUUGCUUCUAGAGCCAUUUCGGGUAGGAUACAAUUUAUUUGCCGGAAUUUUCAAGUUUUUCGCUUCUUUCCUUUGGUCUGACCCGCGAAGUCAAGUCACUGAUCCAAUAGGCGAUGUAAGGAAAUUUAUUCAACAUUUCAAGACAACUUAUGGACAUGCCAAUAUUGGUAGUAAUUUAACUUCAGCUGAAGAUUCCGCUGUGAAUUCAUAUCCACCCUUCUUCGAGGGGACUUAUGCGGAUGCUGUUCAAGAGGCCAAACAAAGUUUACGAUUUCUGAUUGUUUAUCUGCAUGCAGAUUCACAUGAAGAUACUCAUCGAUUUUGCAAGGAAACCCUACAAUCUGAAGAAGUUUUGCGAUUUCUUCGGAAUUCAGAUGAGCUUUUAUUUUGGGGUUGUAAUAUUGAAUCACCAGAAGGAUAUCGUGUAUCACGGACUCUUCGAGAGCACACGUAUCCAUUUAUGGGAGUCAUUGGCCUGACAAAUAUACCAAUUUCAGAAAAUGGGAUUUAUUCUGGAAGUACCACCCGAAUGGCCUUAUUAGGACGCAUAGAAGGUGCUCUAGAAUCUUCAGAAUUGGUUGAUCAGUUGAAUAGUAUAUUAAAUGAGCAUCAAACAGCCAUAGUUAAUGCUCGAUUAGAUCGGAGCGAGCGAGAGAUAAAUGCUCAGUUGAGGCGUGAACAGGACUUAGCAUAUGAAGCCUCGCUUGCGGAAGACCGUGCCAAAGUAGCUGCUCGGGAAGCUCAACAGCGGAGUGCUGCUUUAGCAGCUGAACAGCUGGCUAGAGAAGCGAAGCGCAAAGAGGACCUACAAAAUGCCCACCAAAAACGUAAACUUGUUUGGCAGCGUCGUCUACCUCCACAACCCAAGUUUCAAGAGGGAUCUACUGUACAGUUAUCAUUCAAGAUGCCACAAGGUUCCAGGGUUUCCCGUGUUUUUAAUGUUAAUGAUUCUAUUAAGAUGCUGUACUAUUUUGUGCUGUCUCAAGAAGAUUCACCGGCGGAGUUUGAGAUACAGUCCAAUUUUCCUAAACGCGUUUUACCAUGUCAACCUUCCGAAGAGUCUGAUAUAGAAGACUACAUUGACAAUUCGGACAAUAAAAUGGAUUCUGUUGAAGAAUUCGAAGUAAUUACAGACUGGCGUUCUAAAAGUCAGGAUGAUCCACCGUCAUUUCUUGAACUUGGCUUAACAAAAUCUGAAUUGUUGUUUGUUCUGAAUAAGAAUGCAUGA
Molecule: messenger RNA, 1533 nt
Organism: Trichobilharzia szidati
Lineage: Eukaryota; Metazoa; Platyhelminthes; Trematoda; Strigeidida; Schistosomatidae
Source: the annotation of a GenBank genome assembly